This is a messenger RNA of Bradysia coprophila, 14241 nucleotides long. RefSeq names its product dynein axonemal heavy chain 1 (gene Dhc1). The record is from RefSeq and is a predicted model, not a curated record. Gene Ontology annotation, biological process: microtubule-based movement. Gene Ontology annotation, molecular function: dynein light intermediate chain binding; minus-end-directed microtubule motor activity; dynein intermediate chain binding. Lineage: Eukaryota; Metazoa; Arthropoda; Insecta; Diptera; Sciaridae. Gene Ontology annotation, cellular component: axonemal dynein complex.
AAAAGCAUCAUCAAGAAAAUUGUCCACUUUUAGUACAAUCCAAUUUUUGAAUGUACUAAAACCCACUGCUAAAGUCGACAUUUUUGUAGUUUUUUUGAUCGAGCUACUUUUGCUAAACAAAAUUUUUUUCGUUUUGAUUUUUUAAUAAAAAUUUGUUUUUUGCCAAAUCAUGGAAAAUAAUGAUGAUGUGGACGCACAGAGGCGACGUGAAGAAUGUGAGCGCAAAGCCAGAAGGGGUGAAAUGGACCCCAGGCUAGAGUUCGCUUUUCAAAUGUUAAUCGAUGGUACUGGACUGCCUAGGCAUCAGAUAAUGGAUCACAUAUUUGAGGGAGAUAUGUUGGAUGAGAUAAAUCUUCUAUUCCAACCGAAUAUGAGAAGUAAACUGUUAUGGUUCUAUCAAGAAGUUGAUGAACCUGAAGCCGUUCCCGUACCAGAAGUACCAAAACCCGGUCCAUCACGCGCAGCUGCAUCAAACACGUCAAAGACACCUCAAGGUGUAUCACCAACGGGUCCAGUGCUGAAGCAUAAGCUAUUCCUAACGGAUGGAUGGACGUGUGAGUUUAAGGGAAUCUGCAUUUACAUGUUUCGCAUUAAUACAACUAAACAAUUGCCAGAAGAGGGAUUUCAAAAGGAUUUGUUCUGCGGCGUAAUUGAUGCCAGCCGAAUCGGACUAGUGGCCUCGAUUGAACGCAUCGUCGAAUAUGUGUUUAUGCAAGCCCUAGCCUAUCCGAAUCCGGAAACUGAAGACGAUGAUAUCGGAUGUUCGUUGAUUAAAGGACAACUGUUGCCCGGCCUACGAUCAUUUUGUAGUGCCCUGCGAGUCUGCGAACAGGUCUGCGAGCACAUCAAUGUUUUUGAUGAUGGUAAGCCGAUGUUCGUUAAAACCGAUAACAUGACCGAAGUGAAGGAUCUGGCGAAGAAUAAGGAAUUUUGUGGUGAAUUGGAGGAGAAAGUUGUGGAGUGGAUAAAGGGCAUUAUAAAGGUUCUAAUGGAAAGUGAACAAUUGAGAAAAGAAAAUGACACGAGCGGUCCGCAAGAUGAACUUGAAUACUGGAAACGUAGAGCAGCACAAUUUUCACAGCUUUUAGCACACAUGCAAGAUAAAGAAGUACAAUUUACCCUACACUGCUUAAUUGCGUCGGGAUCGAAAAUCAUACGGUACUGGAAAGACACAGACAGAAAAAUCACAUUUUGUUACAAUGAGGCCAGAGACAAUUCGAAAUUUAUUCAGGCCAUGGAAACAUGUUGCCAUUCAUUGUAUUUGGACGAUCCGGUUAAUAUGAAAGAAUCGAUUCUCAGUCUGUUGCAAACGGUUCGAUUGAUUUACAGUGUUUCGAAAUUUUAUAAUACAUCUGAACGCACCUCAUCACUCAUGGUCAAGAUAACCAAUCAAAUGAUAGAAACCUGCAAAUCAUACAUAACCCUACGAUGCAAAGAAACGAUCUGGUCACAAGAUCGCAAUCUAGUUCGCACCAAACUCACCAAUUGCAUCAAACUGAACCAAAUUUAUCGGGACACGUACUACAACGUUCGCGAGCAACCAUUCCUACCGAAUCAGACACCGUUCGGAUUCUCCGAGAAUUUCGUUUUCGGCAAAUUUAACUGCUUUUGCGAUCGCUUGUCAAAGAUUCUGUCGAUGUUCAAUCUGAUUGAUGACUACAACCACUUGUUCGCACGACGGUUGGAGGGAUUGUUGUUGGGUGAAGCGUUGGAAGAGGCAAUGACCACGUUCGAAGAUGCAAAGAAGGUUAUCGUGUCGAAGAAGUACGAUUAUUUGGAUCAUCGCAAUGCCGAUUUCAAUAACGACUAUCAGGUGUUUAUGGAUAAGACCGAUGCGCUCAAAGAAUCUGUUGGUUCCAUGAUUGAGUCGAAUUUCGAUUCCGUUUGGGAAACACCUCAGUGCAUACGAUUUUUAGUUCGUUUCGAAAAAGUCAGCCAAAAGAUACCGCUGACGAUGAUGGAAGUGAAAUAUCAGCGAAUUUUAAAAUACAGCGAAAAGGACCUUCAACGGAUUCUAACUCUAUUCCGGAAGCAACGUGACGAUCCGCCAUUGCCGAGAAACUUUCCCCCCAUAUCUGGCAGAAUUAAAUGGUGUCGAUCCUUAGCGAGUCAUAUUGAAGAGCUUGUCACCAGUGUAACAGCGCAUCCAGUUUUGAAAACACUACCAUCCACAAAAGACUUGGAGAAUAAGUACUACUCCGUUCGGAACAUAUUAAAAGAAUAUGAAGAAGAAAUCGUGAACAUUUGGUUGGACCAGGAUGUUGCAGUGGCUGAUGCUUGUCUUGUCCAACCAAUUUUGGUGCUUCAGAACGACAGACUUGUCGUAAAUUUACAUCAGACUAUACCGCUGUUGAUACGAGAAGCAAAAUCGCUAGCUAAAUUGGACAUUGAACUUCCCAUUGUUGCUGCUACAUUGAUGGUGAAACAAAGUCAUUUUCACACCAUCCAAGACUCCUUAAAUGAUUUGAUUAAAAUGUUUUUGGCAACAGUGAAACAAGUAAAACUUGAAGUCCGUCCAUUAUUUCUGCCUCAACUGGUGCAAUUAACUUCAAUGCUUAAACCCGGCUUGUAUUCGAUAUGUUGGACGAAUCCCAAAUGGAUCGACUUUUAUGAGAAAUGCAAGGGAGCCAUUGAAACAUUUGAUGUUCUUGUAAUUCGUGUUCACGACAUCUACUCGAAUCGCAUAUUGAAUGUGUUGAUGUCCAUGCAAGACGUAUGUUUACAAACAUUGCCAGGAGAUGACGAAAUUUGGACCGUUGAGGAGUUUCUGGAGAAAAACGAAGAGACGUGCAGACUUGCUGCACUCGAACUUAACAGAAAAAGUACAAUGGUCUCGGAGGCCGUAGAAGAAGUUCUGAAUCUGGUGCAAAAUGCUACACAGACUUUCAAAGCAAUGAUUGGUGCCGAGAACGAUCCAUUGGCGCAAGAAGAAGCAAAAACCAACUCACCGCAAGCCAAAGAAGCCGAUGAAGAUGGUUCGGGAAAUCAGCCACAAGACUGGAGCAUUCUGUGGUCUUGCUUCGAAAAUCCAUUAUCGUUAUUAUCGGCUAGCAAUGGAUUGCCAAAAGGAAUGCAGGACAUGGUUACGAAUGCUGUGUCAGAAAUGAGACGCUACUACAGUCGUAAAGUUAUCGAUGUUCUCAUUAAGGUUACAAGAUCAUCGCUCGACGUUUUACGUCGAGUCUUCUCUCAAGAUUCAGAUUCCGCUACAUCAACUGUUACAACAACCAGAAAACCUAUGUUUCUACUGCAUUCCACUUUAAUGAUUCCCAACAUAUCGAUACGUCCAAAUUUGGAUGAAUUGCAAGACGCACUUAUCGCUGCUGGGAAAAAUAUGACUGGUGUUUCCAAAGGAGUGGCUCAGUGGACGAGUGGAAAAGAAAACUCCAUCCAAAACACCCGUCCGAACCGCCACAAUCAAAACGACGCAAAAUCUCGACGACGUAAAAUGUAUUGUCUUCAAUCCGAAGAACGGCCCCAAAUUCCCCACAUGACAAAGAGCUUCUUCAGCUACAUAAUGGAAAACAAGGAAGUCGUCAAAACGUUAAAUCUGUUAGCCAACUGCACGAAGAAUUUGAAAAUCGAAGUUCAAACGUUUGUGAAACGCUGGAAACCGUACCAUUUCUUAUGGAAAAACGAGAGAACGACCAGAGAGCUAAUGGAGUACAGUCUACAAGAUUUCGAAUCGUCGUUGCGGUAUUUGUCAGAAUUGGAUGCAAACUUACUGGUUGAGCCGGAUAUGGCGUAUUUCUGUCAGUGCAUUGCUGUGUCAACCGAAAAGUUGAAAUUUGGAUUGACCAUUGAAAUAAAAUCAUGCACCCACAAAAUCGGGCAAGCCAUGAAGAAAAAGUACAAAAGAGAAAUGGAUUAUGUGUACGCUGUGAUAAAUGAGAUGGACCGUAAGCUAGAUCGAACCAUUCGCGAUCUGGACGAUGUUCGGAUGAUUAUGGAUACGUUGGGUAAAAUUCGGGAACAAGAAGUGGACAUGGAAUUGAAAAUUGAUCCGAUUGAAGAAGCAUUCAACAUCUUAACCAGAUACGAUAUACAAGUAGAGCGUGAACAAUAUGAUCAAGUGGAUAAUCUGAGGUACACUUUUCUGCAACUGCAAAGUCGAGCGCUUAAUGCACAAGUUCAGUUGUUGGAAAUGCAACCGACAUUUGAGUCGGAAUUGCGAAAGAAUCUGGAGAAUUUCAAGAGCGACAAAAUCGAAUACGUUCACGAGUAUCGCAAUGCGGGACCAAUGCAACCGGGACUGACGCCGCGCGAAGCUUCCGAUAAACUUAUACUGUUUCAGAAUCGAUUUGAGGGGCUUUGGAGACGCUUACAAACCUAUCAAAGUGGUGAGGAGUUGUUCGGCCUGCCACAAACUGACUAUCCAGAGCUAGGUCAAAUUCGCAAAGAAUUGAAUUUACUCCAAAAGCUCUAUAAGCUCUACAAUGAUGUAAUCGAUCGCGUUAGCAGCUACUAUGACAUUCCAUGGGGAGAGGUUGAUAUUGAGGAGAUCAACAAUGAACUGAUGGAAUUCCAGAAUCGUUGCCGUAAGCUUCCGAAAGGGUUAAAAGAAUGGCCAGCAUUCCAUGCACUGAAGCGUACAAUCGACGAUUUCAACGAUAUGUGCCCGUUACUUGAACUGAUGGCCAACAAAGCAAUGAAACCUCGCCAUUGGCAACGAAUUAUGGAAGUGACGAAAUACACGUUCGAAUUCGACAGCGAGGGAUUCUCGUUGAAGAAUAUACUCGAAGCACCCUUGCUGAAGUAUAAGGAAGACAUUGAGGACAUUUGCAUAUCGGCCAUGAAGGAAAAGGACAUUGAAGCGAAACUGAAACAGGUGACGAACGAAUGGUCCGUUCAGGAGCUUCAGUUCAUGACUUUCAAUAACCGUGGCGAAUUGCUGUUGCGUGGUGAUACAACAGCUGAAACGAUCGGUCAGUUGGAGGACAGUUUGAUGAUACUGGGAUCGCUGCUCUCGAACAGAUACAAUGCCCCGUUUCGCAAACAGAUUCAACAGUGGGUGUACGAUCUGUCCAAUUCGAAUGAUAUUCUCGAGAGAUGGCUGCUGGUGCAGAAUAUGUGGGUGUAUCUGGAAGCGGUGUUUGUGGGCGGUGACAUUGCAAAGCAAUUGCCCAAAGAAGCUAAACGCUUCUCGAAAAUCGACAAAUCCUGGCAAAAAAUCAUGCAACGGGCUCAUGAAACACCGGGUGUUGUUGCGUGUUGUGUUGGCGAUGAUUUACUGAAACAACUUUUGCCCCAUUUGCAAGAGCAACUGGAAUUGUGCCAGAAAUCGUUGAGUGGGUAUUUGGAACGGAAGCGGAUGAUGUUUCCGCGGUUUUUCUUCGUCUCAGAUCCGGCUCUGCUGGAAAUUCUCGGCCAAGCGUCUGAUUCGCAUACCAUUCAGAACCACUUGCUGUCGAUAUUCGACAAUACGAGACACGUAAAAUUCCACGACAUCGAGUACAACAAGAUGCUGGCGAUCGUUUCGUCGGAAGGCGAAGUUAUUCCACUCGAUCGAGCCAUAAGGGCUGAAGGUUCGGUCGAAACGUGGCUGACAUCGUUGCUGGUCUCGUCGCAACAAUCUUUGCAUUCAAUCAUACGGACAGCGUUCGCAAACAUCAACGAUCCGAAUUUCAAUUUGGUUCCGUUUCUGGAGAAAAUGCCAGCACAGAUCGGUCUGUUGGGGAUUCAAAUGAUUUGGACGCGUGAUGCUGAACUGGCGUUGAUCCAAGCAAGGGUAGAGAAGAAAGUUAUGGGCGAGACGAACAAUAAGUUUUUGGAAUUGCUCAACACAUUGAUUGAUCAAACGACGCGGGAUCUGACGAAAAUUGAAAGAAUCAAAUUUGAGACGCUGAUUACGAUUCACGUUCAUCAACGGGAUAUAUUCGAUAUUUUGGUCCGAAUGGGUAUCCGUUCAGCGCUUGAUUUCGAAUGGCUGAAGCAAUGUCGGUUUUACUUCAAAGAGGAUUUGGACAAGACUCUGGUAUCAAUCACCGACGUCAAUUUCAUUUAUCAAAACGAAUACCUGGGAUGUACUGAUCGACUGGUUAUAACUCCGUUGACUGAUAGAUGUUACAUAACAUUGGCACAGGCACUCACAUUGAGUAUGGGUGGUAGUCCUUGUGGUCCUGCAGGUACCGGUAAAACGGAAACCGUAAAAGAUAUGGGAAAAACGUUGGCAAAGUAUGUUGUCGUUUUCAACUGUUCGGAUCAAAUGGAUUACAGAGGUCUCGGUCGAAUCUACAAAGGAUUAGCACAAUCGGGCACUUGGGGUUGUUUUGACGAAUUCAAUCGAAUCGAAUUGCCAGUGUUAUCAGUAGCCGCGCAACAAGUUGCCGUAGUUCUUACGGCUCGUAAAGAGAAGAAGAAGAAUUUCAUAUUUACCGAUGGCGAUCACAUUGAUUUGAAUCCGGAAUUUGGAAUUUUCAUCACUAUGAAUCCUGGAUAUGCUGGUCGCAAAGAAUUACCGGAAAAUCUGAAAAUUCAAUUUCGAACUGUUGCUAUGAUGGUCCCUGAUCGUCAAAUCAUUAUCCGUGUAAAAUUGGCUUCGUGCGGAUUUCUCGAGAACAUUACUCUAGCACGAAAGUUCUACACCCUGUACAAACUUUGUGAGGAACAAUUAACGAAACAGGUUCAUUAUGACUUCGGUCUUCGAAACAUUUUAUCAGUUCUACGAACACUGGGAGCAUCGAAGCGUCAGAAUUGCAAAGACAGUGAAAGUACAAUCGUCAUGAGAGUUCUGCGCGACAUGAAUUUGUCGAAACUGAUCGACGACGAUGAACCACUCUUUAUCUCACUUGUUGCUGAUCUGUUUCCUAAUCAAUCCAUUGAGAAAACGGUCUAUUCCGACCUGGAAACGGCAAUUUCACAAAAAGCCGACGAAGCUGGUCUUGUGUACCAUCCCCCCUGGGUGCUGAAAUUGAUUCAACUUUAUGAGACGCAAAAAGUUAGACAUGGAAUUAUGACUCUAGGACCAUCAGGGGCUGGGAAAACGACUUGCAUUCAAACAUUGAUGAAAUCAUUGACUCAGAUGGGCGAUGCGCAUAGGGAAAUGAGAAUGAAUCCAAAAGCGAUUACUGCCGCUCAAAUGUUUGGGAAGUUAGACGUGGCAACGAACGAUUGGACCGAUGGAAUCUUUUCAGCUCUGUGGCGGAAAACGUUGAAAAUGAAAGGUGGCGAACACAUCUGGCUGGUUCUUGAUGGACCUGUCGAUAGUAUCUGGAUAGAAAAUCUCAACUCUGUGCUGGACGAUAAUAAAACGCUAACGCUAGCGAAUGGUGAUCGUUUGUCGAUGUCACCAACUUGUAAAAUUAUCUUCGAACCGCACAACAUUGAUAACGCAUCCCCAGCUACAGUAUCGCGAAACGGUAUGGUGUACAUGAGCUCAUCUGGAUUGGACUGGAAGCCUAUCCUCUGUGCAUGGUUGAAAACCCGAUCGCCGCGCGAGAACUCGGUUCUGCAAGAUUUGUUCGAUCAGUCGUUUGGCGUGUUGUACUCUUGGGAGACACAGAACCUACAAUUGAAGAUGGACGUUCUUCAGUGCAACAUUAUACAGCAAAUGCUCUUUAUUUUGGAAGGUUUAGUACCACUGCCCAAAGACGAAACGCCGAACGUUGCUGUUUCCGUGCAUGAGAGCGUUGACGAAGAAGCUCAAGACGAACAGCAAAUUGAAGUUAAAGAGGAAUUGUAUUCGCCGGAACAUAUACAUCGACUGUACAUUUUUGCAUUGACUUGGAGCUUUGGCGCCCUGUUGAACACUGUCGAUCGAGUCAAACUGGAUCAGUUUGUUAAAGAGAAAUUCACCACCUUCGACUUACCGAAACAUGAAAGCUUUCCGGAUGCAACGAUAUUUGACUUUUUUGUUGCAACCAACGGUGCGUGGGAACAUUGGCGCAGUCUGGUUACUAAUUACGCGUAUCCGGAAAAUGCGACACCCGACUACCUAUCGAUUCUUGUGCCGAUCAUAGAUAAUGUUCGUUUGGACUAUUUGAUCAAAACCAUUGCCAAUCAGGAACGAGCCGUUUUGAUCAUCGGCGAGCAGGGUACCGGCAAAACGGUUAUGGUUAAGAAUUUCAUGAAAAAAACCAAUCCGGAAACAACCAUGGGAAGGUCGUUCAACUUUUCAUCAGCCACAUCACCGUACCAAUUCCAAAAGACAAUGGAAAAUUAUGUGGAGAAACGGUUGGGCAAUACCUUCGGACCACCAGGUGGCCGUAAAAUGAUUGUCUUCAUUGAUGACAUCAAUAUGCCCGAAAUUAAUUGUUGGGGUGAUCAAGUGACCAACGAAAUUGUCAGGCAAGCAAUGGACAUGAAGGGAUUUUACAGUCUUGAGAAGCCGGGAGAUUUUACCAGUAUUGUCGAUGUUCAGUAUGUCGCAGCAAUGGGCUUACCGGGUGGUGGAAGGAAUGACAUACCGUCACGCUUGAAACGCCAGUUCUGUGUCUUCAAUUGCAAUUUACCCGACAAUGAAUCCAUCGACAAAAUAUUCAGAGUCGUCGGGGAAGGUCAUUACAAUGCAAAAAGAGGAUUCGCGGCCGGUGUUCGUGGAUUGAUUAAAAAAAUCAUUCCAGUCACACGAUUCCUAUGGCAACGUACUCGGAAUAAACUUCUGCCCACACCCGCCAAAUUCCACUACGUUUUCAAUCUUCGCGAUUUGUCCCGAAUCUGGCAAGGAAUGGUCGGCACGUUAUCGACAGUCAUCACGGCCGAGAAUGUUUUGAUCUCAUUGUGGAAGCACGAAUGUACACGGGUGUUUUCGGAUAGGUUUACUAUUGCUGCUGACAAGGAAUGGUUUAACACGGAAUUGCUGGCGUUGAUCAAUGACGAACUGGGCGAAGCGUAUGUAGACAUGGCUAAGGCGAAUCCAGUUUUUGUCGAUUUCAUGAGAGAUGCUCCGGAACCCACUGGUGAAGAGGGUGAAGAUACCGAUAUGGAACUGCCCAAAGUUUAUGAGCCCGUUUUGCAAUAUGAUGUGUUGAGGGAACGUCUGAACAUGUUUUUGGCGCAAUUUAAUGAAAUGGUCAGAGGAUCUGGAAUGGAUCUGGUUUUCUUUCCGGACGCAAUGCUUCAUUUGGUGAAAAUAUCUCGCAUAAUUCGUCAUCCUAGAGGCAAUGUUAUGCUAAUUGGAGUUGGUGGCAGUGGUAAACAAUCUCUAACCAAACUCGCAUCGUUCAUUGCCGGUUAUAAGAUGUUUCAAAUCAGUUUGACCCGAUCGUACAAUGUGGGAAACUUUUUGGAGGACUUGAAACUACUUUACAGAAGUUGUGGCGUUCAGGGCAAAGGAACCACAUUUCUCUUUUCCGAUUUGGACAUAAAAGAGGACGGAUUCCUGGAAUAUUUGAACAAUAUCCUAUCGUCGGGUGUGAUCGCAAAUUUAUUCAAUCGAGACGAACAGUCCGAAAUCGUCUCCGAACUCACUCCGAUCAUGAAACGGGAAAAUCAGAAAAAAACGGCAAACGCUGAAACGGUCAUGGAGUACUUUUUGCAGCGCGUCGUGCAUAAUCUUCACGUUGCAUUUUGCUUUUCACCAGUCGGAGACACGUUUCGGAAUAAAGUGCAACGAUUCCCGGCGCUGGUGUCUGGUUGUACGAUUGAUUGGUUUCAGCCAUGGCCGAAAGAUGCGCUGGUGUCGGUGGCUAGACAUUUUCUAUCAGAAUUUCAGAUUGAAUGUACCGAAACGGUUAAAGGGGAAUUGGUAACGGCUUUAGGCACGAUCCAGGAUAUUGUUGCUGAAACAUCGAAUGACUACUUUCAAAGAUUCCGUCGAGCGACACACGUAACACCAAAGUCCUACCUAAAUUUCAUUGCCGGAUACAAAAACAUUUAUCAAAUGAAACAAUCGGAACUGCGAGGCGGUGUAGAGAAAAUGGACACCGGUCUUGAAAAGCUGAAAGAGGCGUCGGUUCAGGUUGAGAUAUUGAAGAAAGACCUGGCAGUCAUGGAACUAGAUUUGGCUGAAGCGUCCCAAAAAGCCGAAAGCGUUUUGUUGGAAGUGACUGAGAAGGCAAUGCAGGCAGAAGUGUUCAAGAAUCAAGUUCAAAUUGUCAAAGAGAAGGCCGAGGCACUGGUAGCAAAAAUUGCCGAAGAGAAGGCAUUUGCUGAAGAAAAACUUGAAGCGGCCAAACCGGCAUUGGAAGAGGCAGAAGAAGCUUUGAAUACGAUUAAACCAGCUCACAUCGCAACUGUGCGAAAACUUGGCCGUCCACCACAUUUGAUCAUGCGUAUCAUGGACUGCGUAUUGAUUUUAUUCCAACGGAAAGUGCAUCCGUGUAUUGCCGAUACGAGUGCACCGUGUCCGAAACCGUCGUGGCAAGAAGCCCUAAAAAUGAUGGCCAGUACGACGUUUUUGCUUCAACUGCAAAACUAUCCGAAGGACACAAUCAACGAUGAGAUGAUUGACUUUCUUCAACCGUACUUUUUCAUGGAAGACUACAAUAUGGACAUGGCAAAAAGGGUUUGUGGUGAUGUUGCCGGCCUGUUAUCCUGGACAAAAGCGAUGGCAUUUUUCCACGGUGUCAACAAGGAGGUCUUACCGCUCAAAGCUAAUUUAACUCUGCAAGCGGCUAGACUAAAAGUGGCAAUGGAAGACUUAGCUGCUGCAGAGAAUCAACUUGCCGAACGAGAGGCUGCACUGCAGGAAGUUAAAAACCAGUACGACUCGGCUGUUGGAGAAAAGCAACGCUUAACCGAUGCUGCUAAUAUCUGUUUGAGAAAAAUGACCGCUGCAACAGCUCUAAUUAACGGAUUACAGGGCGAAAAGCAUCGCUGGACGCAACAGAGCAAAGAUUUCAAGGUUCAGUUGGGAAAACUGGUCGGCGAUGUUCUUCUAGCUACCGGAUUUUUGUCGUAUUGUGGACCGUACAACCAAGAAUUUCGGGCGAAUUUGCUGAAAUGUUGGAUGGGCAUUUUGAAAGCCAAGCAAAUUCCUUUCACGAACAAUCUGAACAUCAUUAAUAUGUUGGUGGAAUCGUCCACAGUGUCCGAGUGGACUCUUCAGGGUCUACCAAACGACGAAUUGUCAGUCCAGAAUGCCCUAAUCGUUACAAAGUCCAGCAGCUAUCCGCUCCUGAUCGAUCCUCAGAGUCAAGGAAAACUUUGGAUUAAGACCAAAGAAGAUCAAAACGAAUUGCAGAUCACGUCUUUGAAUCACAAAUAUUUCCGCACUCACUUGGAAGAUAGUUUGUCGCUAGGACGUCCAUUGCUUAUAGAAGAUGUGGGAACAGAACUGGACCCUGUGAUCGACAAUGUUUUGGAAAAGAAUUUCAUCAAAUCGGGAAGUAUCGAAAAGGUCUUGGUCGGUGAUAAAGAAUGUGACGUUAUGCCUGGCUUCAUGCUUUACAUAACAACAAAACUCCCGAAUCCACCAUUCAGUCCCGAAAUCAGUGCAAAAACAUCAAUUAUUGAUUUCACUGUAACAAUGCGCGGUCUGGAAGACCAACUUCUCGGUCGUGUAAUUCUAAUGGAAAAAUCCGAUCUGGAAGCGGAACGAGUAACAUUAUUCGAAAGUGUGAUGAAAAAUCAGAGAAGCAUGAAAGAGCUGGAGGCGAAUUUGCUCUCCAAACUCAGUUCGUCCGAAGGCUCACUUGUCGAUGACGAAGAACUGAUCGAUGUCUUGCGAGAAACAAAGACUACAGCCGAAGAAGUGAACCAAAAAUUGAAAAUAUCCGAGGUCACGGAAAAGAAGAUCACAAUUGCAAGAGAAGAGUUCCGGGCUGUGGCUGCGAGGGGAUCGAUUCUUUACUUUCUGAUCGUCGAAAUGAGCAACGUGAACAUCAUGUACCAGAAUUCACUGAAACAAUUUCUUGUUAUCUUCGACAAUUCCAUUACGAAAUCGACGAAAAGCAACAACACGGACGAAAGAAUCAAAAUCAUUUUGGGCUAUCUAACGUAUGAGGUGUGGGUGUUCACGAGUCGUAGUUUGUACGAGAGACACAAACAAUUGUUUACGCUAAUGCUUGCAAUCAAAAUCGAUUAUAACAAGGGAAAUAUAACCCACGAUGAGUUCAUGGCAUUUGUGAAGGGUGGAGCAUCUUUGGAUUUAAAUGCGGUUACUCCGAAGCCAUUCCGCUGGAUAUUGGACAUAACAUGGCUGAAUCUUGUUGAGAUCAGUAAAUUGAAUACGUUCUCCGAUGUGCUGAAGAGGAUCGAACAAAACGAAAGAGAUUGGCGGGUGUGGUACGAAUCUGAAAAGCCCGAAGCUGAAGAGAUACCAUGCUCGUACAGUUCAACAUUGGACGGAUUUAGGAAAUUAUUGCUCAUCCGUUCCUGGUCGCCGGAUCGAACCAUUUCACAGGCGAAACGAUACGUGGAAGAGUCUCUCGGCUCUGAAUAUGGAGAGAUGCAAAUUUUGGAUCUGGAGGCGACAUGGGUGGAGUCAGAGCCACGAACGCCUCUGGUCUGCAUCCUGUCAAUUGGUAGCGAUCCUACGUCUCAGAUUGGAAGUCUGGCCAAAAAUAAAUGCAUCGCAUUGAAAUCCGUCUCUAUGGGUCAGGGUCAGGAGUUCCAUGCAAGAAAAAUGAUUACUGAUGGAAUGUCUGCUGGCGGUUGGGUUAUGUUACAAAAUGUUCAUCUCUCAAUUAGUUUUUGUUCCGAAAUUAUUGAUAUUUUAGUUGAAACGGAACAUAUUGAAGAAAGUUUUAGAUUGUGGGUAACGACUGAAGUUCACGAAGAAUUUCCCAUUGGUCUACUGCAAAUGGCAAUAAAAUUCACAAACGAACCGCCCCAAGGAAUUCGUGCCAGCAUGAAAAGAAGCUAUCAGGCAUUUUCCCAAGAUUUCCUUGACUACACUGCAGCGGCACAAUGGCCGCCAUUACUUUACACUGUAGCUUUUCUUCAUACUAUUGUACAAGAACGACGUAAAUUCGGACCACUCGGAUGGAAUGUUCCAUACGAAUUCAAUCAAGCCGAUUUCGCUGCCAGCGUUCAAUUCGUACAAAAUCAUCUGGAUGAAAUGGAUGUCAAAAAAGGUGUAUCAUGGCAAACUGUUUGCUAUAUGCUCGGUGAGGUGAUGUACGGCGGACGGGUAACAGACGAUUUUGAUAAGCGAUUGCUGGUUACGUUUACGCAAGUAUGGUUCAACGAAAAUCUUCUGACAUCCGCUUUUGAAUUUUACAAGGGUUACAAAGUUCCAAUUACCCGGAAUUUACAAAAUUACGUAGAUUACAUUAAUAGUCUACCGCCUACGGAUACACCAGAAGUUUUCGGUUUACACUCAAACGCUGACAUCACAUAUCAGAUAAACACGGCGAAAGGUAUUUUAGACACAAUUUUGAGUGUUCAACCGAAAGAAGGGGGUGGCGGUGGCGGUGAAACUCGAGAAAGCAUUGUUUAUCAAUUGGCUGAAGAUAUGCUACGUAAAUUACCACCGCAGUACAAUGCUUUUGAAGUGCGAGAGGCUUUAAAUCGUAUGGGAUCAUUGUUGCCAAUGAAUAUAUUUUUCAGGCAAGAGUUGGAUCGAAUGCAGUGUGUUAUUCGACAAGUGAAUGAGAGCUUGUGUGAUUUGAAAUUGGCUAUUGACGGCACGAUUGUUAUGAGUCAAUACCUGAGGGAAUCUUUGGAUGCGAUGUACGAUGCCAGAAUUCCAGAUAAAUGGAUGAAGAUCUCGUGGGAAUCGACCACUCUGGGUUUUUGGUAUACGGAAUUGUUGGAACGGAAUACACAAUUCCGACAAUGGUUUAUGACGGAUCGACCAAAGGUAUUUUGGAUGACUGGAUUCUUUAAUCCUCAGGGUUUUCUAACAGCCAUGAGACAGGAAGUUACUCGUGCUCAUAAAGGUUGGGCAUUGGAUUCAGUUGUGCUUCAAAAUCAAAUAACCAAAUUCAACAAAGAAGACAUUAGUGAUUCGCCCGUCGAAGGUGUUUAUGUUCACGGAUUGUUUUUGGAAGGGGCAUCACUGGACCGUCGCAGUGGCAAACUGAUUGAAUCCAAACCGAAAGUUCUCUACGAACAAAUGUCCGUGAUUUAUAUCUAUGCCAUCAAUACGACAGCGGGAAAAGAUCCAAAGCUCUAUGAGUGCCCGAUUUACAGAAAGCCGCAACGUACCGAUCAGAAAUACGUUGGAUCGAUCGAUUUUGAAACGGACUUCAAUCCGAGGCAUUGGACGUUGAGAGGCGUUGCCUUGCUUUGCGACAUCAAAUAAAAUGUUAAAUUUAAAUUUUCGCGCGGCACAUAGCAGAUGCAAAUGUUAAAAAAUUUGUAAAACAAUGAGCAGACCGUUCUGCAUUAGCAAAUUAAAACUUUGGCACCGUUGCA